Messenger RNA from Chanos chanos (milkfish), 1335 nucleotides. It is a transcript of the gene ssu72, whose product is annotated as SSU72 homolog, RNA polymerase II CTD phosphatase. The transcript is spliced from 5 exons. Gene Ontology annotation, biological process: mRNA processing. Gene Ontology annotation, molecular function: phosphoprotein phosphatase activity. NCBI's taxonomy places the organism in Eukaryota, Metazoa, Chordata, Actinopteri, Gonorynchiformes, Chanidae. Gene Ontology annotation, cellular component: nucleus. The record is from RefSeq and is a predicted model, not a curated record. Bases 176 to 760 code for a protein of 194 amino acids.
CGUCUUUAACCACAAUAGAAUCAGUCAGAGAGAAGCUUGUUCUCUCUUCGAAGACACUUUAACAAGUAGGCACACGGGUCGUUCAUGUGUAAAUUAGCAACAUUCUCGUAGCAUUUACUUAUUUUUUUAAGUUUCAGUGUUUUAUUUGUGGAUUUGUGUUUUCAAGAGAAGCACGAUGCCGAGCCACCCGCUGCGCGUAGCGGUUGUGUGCUCGAGCAACCAGAACCGCAGCAUGGAAGCACACAACAUUCUCAGCAAGCGGGGCUUUGACGUGCGCUCCUUUGGGACUGGGACACAUGUUAAAUUGCCAGGGCCAGCACCAGACAAGCCCAACGUGUAUGACUUCAAAACCACUUACGAACAGAUGUACAACGACCUGGUCCGCAAGGACAAGGAACUAUACACACAGAACGGUAUCCUGCAUAUGUUGGAUCGCAACAAGCGUAUCAAGCCCAGGCCCGAACGCUUCCAGAACUGCAAAGACCAGUUUGACCUGGUCAUAACCUGUGAGGAGCGGGUUUAUGACCAAGUCUUGGAGGACCUUAACUCCCGGGAGCAGGAGACCUUUCAGCCAGUGCAUGUAAUAAAUGUGGAUAUCCAGGACAACCAUGAGGAGGCGACACUAGGAGCGUUCCUCAUCUGUGAGCUGUGCCAGUGUAUUCAGCAUACUGACGACAUGGAGAACGAGAUAGACGAGCUGCUUCAGGAGUUCGAGGACAAGAGCAGUCGGCCUUUCCUGCACACAGUGUGCUUCUACUGACCACUAACGCUGUUCAGAUCCCCCCUCAAACCUCUCAGAAACACAUACACGUUCAGAAACGAUUACAGUUUACUCAACCAGAUGCAAUGGCCACUUAAACAUGCAGUAUCGGGUGUUUAAGUAAUGGCUUUCUGUGCUGUACCGAAGGAGAAAAAAAAAAAAAAAAAGAGCCCUCCCCUACUUUACGCAGCCAUGUAGUCACCCUUAUAUCACCAAGAGGAUAUUACUGCCAUGCUGCAUGAGCUAUGGCCAUGGCUACAGUUUUACUGCUAUGUGCUGGAUACUGAUAUGAGAUCAAAGAACUCCCAUCAGUGAAUAGCACUCACGUGUGCAUGUGCUCUUAUUCACGUAUACAUAGUUUCAUGAGUGCACACGCUGACACACACACACACACACACACAAGGCUUGCCCCCCAAUCCUCCCACCCCUCACGGAUACCUUGACAGACGCCUUUUUGAAGUCAGCCACGGUUGAGCUGACAUGAGAUGAGCAUACCCCCACUGGUUUUUUUUUGUUUAGUCGGCAAUCAUCCUUUUUUAUGCCCCUUAUCCUUCAAGUCAAGGUCAACUCAGAAU